Messenger RNA from Paramecium pentaurelia, 534 nucleotides. Lineage: Eukaryota; Ciliophora; Oligohymenophorea; Peniculida; Parameciidae. The record is from the annotation of a GenBank genome assembly.
AUGCAAAAUUCAAAAGUUUAAUAAUAAUUAUCUGAGACAGAAAUCUAAUUCUCUAUUUAGUAGUUUAAUGAGGAUAUGGAAAAUGAAAAUUUAGAGAUUGAAAAAGAAAAGUAGCACUUCUCUAACUUAUACGAAGAUUUAAUUGUCUACUCCAUUAAUCCUUAAAAAGAAUCACAAAAUCAUAAAUUGUAAUAUAGUUAUCUAAUUUAUUUUUUUAGAAGAAAUAUAGAGAUCAACUAAUUUAGACACAAAUCUCACAAAGCUAUUAAAAAGCAACAAAAAAAAUUAAGAAAUUAAUAAAACCAUAGAAUCUAUAGUAAAAAAAAUAUCAAAGAGACUUUAAUGAAUUUAUAAUAAUAGCAAUUUAAAACUUUGCAUUUUACAGAAGAGACAUAGAUUUCAUAAGGGGAAUGGCAAGAAGAUCAUUAAAUUUAAGUUCAGUAGCAUGUUGUUAUUUCCCUAUGUUACUAGAUUGAAGAUUAGAGCAGAUUGUUUGAUUAUCUUACAUGUUAGAUUUAAUUAACUAAAACUUGA